This is a messenger RNA of Ramularia collo-cygni, 954 nucleotides long. Its product is annotated as related to alkaline ceramidase. The coding region runs from base 1 to 954 and encodes 317 amino acids. The record is from RefSeq and is a predicted model, not a curated record. Gene Ontology annotation, biological process: ceramide catabolic process; ceramide biosynthetic process. The transcript has 8 exons. Gene Ontology annotation, cellular component: endoplasmic reticulum membrane. Lineage: Eukaryota; Fungi; Ascomycota; Dothideomycetes; Mycosphaerellales; Mycosphaerellaceae.
AUGCUGUCCAUACCAUACCCACCGGCCAGUCCGGAUGGCUACUGGCAUCCGCACACAAGCACGAUUGACUGGUGCGAGGAAAAUUACUGGCUUACACGUUACAUCGCGGAAGUGGUGAACUCCUUUACGAACCUCAUAUUCGUCUACCUCGCUAUCGUGGGCAUGCACAAUUGCUAUAAACAUCAGCAUGACAGGAUCUUUCUUAUCACGUUCUUUGGGUACGCCAUCGUUGGCUUUGGAUCUUUUGCAUUCCACGCCACGCUCAAGUAUCCAAUGCAACUGGUCGAUGAAUUGUCAAUGAUUUACACUACCUGCUUGAUGGUGUGGGCAACAUUUGAACAUAAAAGACCGAUGCUUUUUAAAGUUGUCCUCGCAAUCUCGAUCGCAGGACUUGCCCUAUUCAUCACUCUCUAUUACCAUUAUCUUCAAGACCCGACCUUCCACCAGAACGCGUACGCGAUCCUCACGGCGAUUGUCUUAAUCCGCUCAAUGGUACUCCAAGAGCUCCACAUUCGACCAUAUUUCAGAGGCAAGGCUUCAGAAAGCGGAUCGAUCGACAAGAGCAAAUUAUCGCCACAAGAGGCACAGAAGGAAGAGCGCAGACGUGAUGAAAGAGAUCGAUCAAUCCUCAGGCGGAUGUGGACGCUCGUAGCAAUGGGCCUUGGGAUCUUCUUGACGGGGUUCGCCAUCUGGUCACUGGACAACAACCAUUGCAACAAGAUCCGCGGAUGGCGUAAGGAACUCGGACUGCCUUGGGGCGUCCUUUUGGAAGGACACGGAAUUUGGCAUUUAUUUACAGGCGUAGGAGCCUAUUGCUAUAUUGUCUGGGGAAUCUGGCUGCGACAUUGUCUCAAUGGGAAAGCUGACGAGUAUGAGUUGCAUUGGCCGAGCAUCUUCUGGACCGUACCACGCAUCGUUCGUACGCAGGUUUCGCACGCCAAACGAACAGACUAA